Messenger RNA from Phalaenopsis equestris, 760 nucleotides. RefSeq lists its product as uncharacterized. Lineage: Eukaryota; Viridiplantae; Streptophyta; Magnoliopsida; Asparagales; Orchidaceae. The record is from RefSeq and is a predicted model, not a curated record. The transcript has 3 exons. Bases 341 to 691 code for a protein of 116 amino acids.
AUUCACCGUUUCGCUCCCAGUGUUGCUACAGAACGAAGCUGGAGCAGAAGAAAAGCAUGCCGAGAUAUCCAUCACGCGACCCCAGCUUUCACCUCGCCAAAAAAAAAAUUUACUCUCGACGCAAAGAAUCCUCCUCCCGCCUGUUCCCUCCCGCAGACCAAACCCUCUCGGUGCAAAGAAUCCUCCUCCCGUCUUUUCCCAAUCGCCAAAUUGAAUUGAUUUUUGGAUUGCAGGACGCCCUGCGGUGAGUCGGGCAGGGUUUACGCUAAGCAGAGAGAGGAAGCGAAUGAUUUUGAGCAGAAGGCAGAACAUAGGUUAGUGGGAAAGUUGCGAAGCUGUAAUGGUUGCCCUUUCGACUUGGCUUCGCUACGCUGUAAUUAAGUUCGAGUACUCUGUCUACAUCAACUGGAAGGUUUUUCAAGCGCUUGUCAGGAUGUCUAUCUUCAUACACUGUCUGACCAUAUUAGCCAAUAUGACAUCCCAGAGGCUUGUUAGCCUUUUUGACAUGCUCGCACGAAAUAUCCAGAGGUAUGUUCUUGAGCAACAAGUCUUUGCCUUUUGUGGUUUCUGCGAGGUGCCAAAACACAUAUUUUCAUCCAUUGCUUAUUACACAGGUUGUGUAUGCUGUAAUGCACAGACAGGAGGUGUUUCAAUCCUUCAAAAAUCACCCGAAAUUCCACGACUUGCUUGAAAAAGUGUGUACAGUAUGUUAUGAUUUUCUAUAUAUAUUUCUUGAAUCUUAAAACAUUCACACAUCAAU